Molecule: messenger RNA, 3092 nt
Organism: Onychomys torridus (southern grasshopper mouse)
Lineage: Eukaryota; Metazoa; Chordata; Mammalia; Rodentia; Cricetidae
Gene: Taf5l
Product: TATA-box binding protein associated factor 5 like
Exons: 5
Coding region: 283-2052 (589 amino acids)
Biological process (GO): regulation of DNA-templated transcription
Cellular component (GO): histone acetyltransferase complex; nuclear protein-containing complex
Molecular function (GO): protein binding; transcription coactivator activity
Source: RefSeq, a predicted model, not a curated record
CCUCCCGCGCGCGGGGGCGCGGGUGCGCGUGGGCGCGGGCGCGCGGGUUACCUGCGCAGGCCCGACCUCCGCGCGCGGCCCCGAGCGACCCCGCACGUGGCGGCCCCGGCUGCACGCUCCCGGAGACCCCGCGGCCCCCGCCGGGCGCCCUCGCGCGCAGCCCGCCGCGAGCUCACGAGGGCGCUCGGCGGAAGUGGGCAGCAGACGGCAGGCUCGCAGCUGCCGCCGUGAGUCGCCGCCCCGCGGACCUCGCAGGCGCUGUGGCUCCGGCGUCGAGAGGUCAUGAAACGAGUGCGCACGGAGCAGGUUCAGGUGGCAGUGGCCUGCUACCUCAGACGUCGGCAGUACGUGGACUCAGAAGGCCCCUUGAAGCAAGGCCUGAGACUAUCACAGACCCCUGAGGAGAUGGCAGCCAACCUCACAGUCCAAUCAGAAUCUGGUUGUGCCAAUGCGGUGUCUGCAGCUCCUUGCCAGGCAGAACCCCAGCAAUAUGAAGUACAGUUUGGACGACUGAGAAGCUUUCUUACUGAUUCUGACUCCCAGCACAGCCAUGAAGUUAUGCCUCUCCUCUACCCCCUCUUUGUCUACCUCCACCUCAACCUGGUCCAGAGUGGCCCCAAGAGCACAGUGGAAAGCUUCUAUAGCCGCUUCCAUGGAAUGUUCCUACAGAAUGCAAGUCAGAAGGACAUCAUUGAGCAGCUGCAAACCACACAGACCAUCCAGGACAUUCUGUCAAACUUCCAGCUUCGUGCAUUCCUGGACAACAAGUACGUGGUCCGUCUCCAGGAAGACAGCUACAACUACCUUAUCCGCUACCUCCAAAGCGAUAACAACACUGCCCUGUGCAAGGUGCUUGCCGUGCACAUUCACCUGGAUGUUCAGCCUGCCAAGAGGACAGACUAUCAGCUGUAUGCCAGUGGUGGCUCCUCCCGAAGUGAGAGCAGCGGCUUGGAGCCACCAGAUGUGCCCAAUCCAAUUCUGCAAAAUGAGGCUGCCCUGGAAGUCUUGCAGGAGAGUAUCAAGAGGGUCAAGGAUGGACCUCCCUCCCUCACCACCAUCUGCUUCUAUGCCUUCUAUAACACAGAGCAGCUGCUGAAUACUGCAGAGAUCUCCUCUGAUAGCAAACUUCUGGCUGCUGGGUUUGACAACUCCUGCAUAAAGCUCUGGAGCUUGCGGUCCAAAAAGCUGAAAUCAGAGCCCCACCAAGUGGACACAUCUCGUAUCCGUCUAGCUUGUGACACUCUGGAAGAGGAGGAGAAUGAGGAAGAUAAUACAGGCACAGAGAUGAAGAUCCUUCGGGGACACUGUGGCCCAGUAUACAGCACUCGGUUCCUCGCAGACAGCUCGGGGCUACUCUCUUGUUCUGAAGAUAUGUCCAUCAGGUACUGGGACCUGGGGAGCUUCACCAACACUGUUCUGUAUCAGGGACAUGCCUACCCUGUGUGGGACGUGGACAUCAGCCCCUAUAGCCUGUAUUUUGCCAGUGGGUCCCAUGACCGUACCGCAAGGCUGUGGUCUUUUGAUCGGACGUACCCACUGAGGAUAUAUGCAGGACACCUGGCUGACGUGGACUGUGUCAAAUUCCACCCCAACUCAAACUACUUGGCUACAGGUUCCACUGACAAAACUGUCCGGCUCUGGAGUGCCCAGCAGGGGAACUCAGUGCGGCUUUUCACAGGUCACCGAGGUCCCGUGCUUUCCCUUGCCUUUUCUCCCAACGGUAAGUACUUGGCAUCUGCUGGUGAGGACCAGCGGUUAAAGCUGUGGGACUUGGCCUCUGGGACGCUUUUUAAAGAACUGAGAGGCCACACAGACAGUAUCACCAGUCUGGCCUUUAGCCCAGACAGCGGUCUGGUUGCCUCUGCCUCCAUGGACAACUCUGUGCGUGUCUGGGACAUCAGAAGCACGUGCUGUAACACACCUGCUGAUGGCUCUUCGGGUGAGCUCGUGGGCGUGUACACCGGACAGAUGAGCAACGUCCUGAGUGUACAGUUCAUGGCCUGCAACCUCCUCCUGGUGACUGGAAUCACACAAGAAAAUCAAGAACAUUAAGUUUUUAUUCAGGUGGCAGACUGGGUGGGGCUGGAAGACUGGUCGCAGUCCAGGACUUGCUAAAACUGAAUCAGUGAUUGCAAAAGAGCCCUCCCCUUCCCCACACUCACCCAACACAGCCCUGGUGCACUAGACUCCAGUUGUGAACCGGAUGCUCAGACUUGAGGCCUCCUGGCUCUGUGCAGGCACCUUGCUUUUGCAGCUGUCUCUCCCCAGUAGGGUUACUGGACAGUUGCAGAACUUCCCUGCAGCAACUGCAGACAGUGUCUCCUGUGGUUACCCCUCGAGGGAAGUGGGGACAGGAACUAGGAAAAGAAGGGAUGGUCUAGCAGUCUUUCUUUUCCAUAAUGAUAGAACCAGGAUUUUAUUAUUAUUAUAAUUAAUAAUUAUUAUUGAGAAGAGGAAACCUAGCACUGGCAGAGAUGUCUCUGCUUUUAUCUGCAGGUUUGACUCCUGGCACUGGCUAUGAUACUUGGAAUUUUGAGGUUCAGGGAAUUCAGACUUUGGUAGCCUGGUGUAUCAGGAGGAAGGGGCACCAUAUAAUGUGCUUCUGCAAGCAGGCAGGUAGCUUAACUGAACAUUGGGCUCUUGGAGUGAUGGUGGGGGAGAAAGAUUGUUUUGUUGGCUGCACUGUCGGGACUUCUCCACCCUGGAAGGAAAGACUGUGGUGGGCAGAGGGUGGGCCUCAGCACCUGAGCCAGUUGGCCACGCUUCCAUCCUAGCGCCAUCAACAAAAUUAUGAUCAAGACUAAUUUUGAAUAAGUCACAAGAUAGACGUAAGAAAGCUGGAUUUCCAGAUGACUGUUUAUUCUGAGAGGUGGCUUUUUUGGUGUCUUUUUCUCCCUCAAUGAUCUGCUUCCACCCCUCACUGCAGUACCAGUAUAGUGAACACAGGAAUGAAUCAUGAGUGCACACUCACGAGUAUCAAACCAUGCUCUAAGGACAAAGGAAGUUCUGAUGUGUGGAAAAGGAUUUAAUAUUUCUGUUUUCUGGAAAGAGUUAUUUUGUAUUUUGUUUUCUAUUAAAAUGUAUUUAGUUUC